This is a messenger RNA of Drosophila obscura, 717 nucleotides long. RefSeq names its product fibrous sheath CABYR-binding protein. The transcript has a single exon. The record is from RefSeq and is a predicted model, not a curated record. The coding region runs from base 72 to 653 and encodes 193 amino acids. NCBI's taxonomy places the organism in Eukaryota, Metazoa, Arthropoda, Insecta, Diptera, Drosophilidae.
AGUGGGCCAACUAUAAAAGUUAAAGCUCCAUAUACGAUCGGAAACAAAGCGCCGCAGCAACUCACACGAUCAUGGCACGCUAUCAGCUCAUUGGCUCACUGCUUCUCCUGGCCAUCUUGGCCGUCAGUUGUACGGCACAGGCGUCAUCGCGCCGUCUGAGAUUUGGUCGCCUGCGGCAGGUGGCAUUCGCCAGGCAGGAGGUGGCGCCCACUCCAUACCCCGCGGCGGCUGAUCUGAAACCAGCCCCACAAGAGCCAGCCCUCACCUAUGGCGCGCCCCAGGACUCAGAUGUGGAUCUGAAUGUGAAUGUGAAUGCCUUGCCAGAGGAGCAGGUGCCGGCAGUGGAUAACUUUGAGCCGAACCCCGAGGCCGAGGACGUCGACACCGAGGAGAGCUCCUUGGAGAUUACCACCCCAACGGCUGCCUCAGCUCCUGCCCGCCUGCGAAGCCGCCAGAGAUUGGCCAAGCUCCAGGUGGCCCCCGCCAAGCGCCAGCGUCAGGUGCAGCGCACGGCCCGCCUCGAGGAGUUGACCGUUCAGGAAGCUGUCGCCCCCGUUCCAGCUCCGGCCGCGCCCCAGUUCUACUAUGUCGGAGCUCAGCAGCAACCCUAUGUCCUUGCGUACAGCGCAGCUCCCCAGCAACUUGGCUGGUAAAUCUCAAGUAAAUUUUAAUUGUUAUGGCAUUGUUCUUUGUGAUUAUAAAUAUACGAGUACAAUA